UAUUCGUGAGAGUAAACCACAGCUCCACUCUCCACAAGCCCACAAACAGUGAUUGGUUGUGCAAAAGCAGGUAUUCUCGAGAUUCGGAACACUGCAGUUUUGGCUCAAUCUUCAUUCGGCUCGAAAACUAUGGAGAACGAUUCGCCCAAAAGUGGGCAAGGCCGGUGAGCCUCCAGGGAGCCGAGAGGUCAGCCUUUCUUGCUCGUUCUCUUGUGGCGAAUUGGUUCGAGGAAUCGAAGACCGCCCAUUUGUCGCCGGACCAAAAUGCGGCGACCCAUUUCGUCUGAGGACGAGUGUUCGUCUCUUGAGGUCGAUAUUUGGUUCUAUCCAGAGGUUUGACGUUAAAGUUUUGUUGUUUGAUGGUUUUAUUUGAGAUUUGGUUAUGGGCUUGUGGCUUUUGGUUUGUACAUUGAUGGGUUUAUAGGGUAAGUGUAUUUUUUCAGAUCGAGAACUGCAUCACUUCGCGUGUUCAUGUUCUUCCGACAUUGCAUGGGUUUCUACUUUCUAGAGAUGUGAUGAUUUGUUGACUUGAGUUUAUGGGGGUUGUGUUUUGAGGAUUUAACAAAAUUGGAAAGAACUGGUGUCCUUGAAUAUUGGGCCUUUCGAAGUUCAAGGAGAUAUAUCUGGUUAAGGACUAACUAUGAUAUGUUUUCUUGGAACUUUAAUGGGAAUCUUUCAUCGUUGAUUUGUGUGGAAUGCAAAAAAUAUUGUAUUUCACUCUGAUUCAAUCUGAUUUGCGCCUGUUUAGGAUUUCUUCAAUUUACUCUAUUGAACAUCUGGGUGAUGUUUCUAUUCUGGUUUCAAUAAGAUAAGCAUAAGCAUGACAAGAGGGAAGAUCUUGAUUAAAAUGCAGAAAUCAGAACAUAGGCGCUUGGGGAGAAGAUUUGCUUGCUGAUUCUGGUAAUUGUCAUAUUGGGUAUUCCUUAAAAGAACUCGGAGUUUAUAGAAGAUCAAUUUGCAGUCAGUUCGUCUCAAUGGCUUCCAUUAGGAGGGCACAGUCUCCAGUACCUAGACCAGGAUCUUUGCGAAAUGCGGACGCCAAUUUAGUUGCUUCUCCCUUGUCGAAGUCCUCUUCAUGUUCUCAGAACCAUCCGGCGCCUGUGGGGUCAUUAACCUCUUCCUUUAGUUCACUUGGCCAUGCCUUAUAUAGAGCUCAAGCUUUUAUACUCGGCCUUUGCUCGAGAAGAUUUUCCCGACCCAUAGAGAGGUCAAAGCCAAAGGCGCAAGUUUGGAGGAGGUCUCUUGUCCCUUUUUUCAUAUGUUUUAUGGUUGGGGUUUUAUUUGGCCUUACCCCAUUUGCUUCAAUGAAUUUAUCUGUGAAUUUUAUGUCCAAACAACAAGCUUUCUCCUUCGAGAUGGUUCCACCUCAAAAAGUUGAGUCACUUAAUGUCAAUUCGAGAAAUGCGACACUGGUAUUGGAUGAUUUGGCUGUGAAUCAUAUUUUUUCUGUAGACCCGGAUGUGAUGCAACUAGACCUGCAAAAUCAGACAUUUAAUGGUAGCCUGGUCAUGCAAUCACUUAAUCAGGAUUUGGUUAUGGCGUUCAACAAGCUUUUGAUCAUUGUGACACCAACAUAUGCUCAGCCAUUUCAAGCCUAUCAUCUGAACCGUUUGGCACAUGCAUUAAAAUUAGUCCCACCCCCUUUGUUGUGGAUAGUUGUGGAGAUGGGCUCUCAGUCUGCAGAAACAGCUGACAUAUUGAGGAGAAAUGGUGUCAUGUACAGGCAUCUUGUGUUAAAUAAGAACCUAACUGAUAUAAAAUAUAGGGGUGUACACCAAAGAAACGUGGCACUGUCUCACAUUGAGACACACCAUCUUGAUGGAAUUGUUUACUUUGCGGAUGGUGAUAACAUCUACUCUGUCGAGAUAUUUGAACAGAUGAGGCAUAUCAGGAGAUUUGGAACCUGGAUGGUUGUCAAGCCAAUGAAAAGCAACAGUAGAACUAUACUGGAAGGUCCAAUUUGUAAUGGGACUCAAGUUGUAGGGUGGCAUACAAAUGAACCGAGAAGAUUCCAGAGAUUCUAUGCUGAUAUUUCUGGAUUUGCCUUCAAUAGCACUAUACUUUGGGAUCCAAAAAGAUGGCACCGUCCCACACUUGAACCUAUUAGACAGCUUGAUACAGUUGAUAGAGGACUUCAAGUGAGCUUAUUUAUUGAGCAAGUUGUGGAGGAUGAGAGCCAAAUGGAAUGCUUACCAGAGGAAAGCUCAAGAAUCAUGGUUUGGCAUCUUCAUGAUGAAUUAUCGCAUCUGUAUCCUCCUGAAUGGUCAAUGAAGAAUGACAACCUAUAUGUCACUGCUCCCCUUGAUUGAAAGUUUUGUGGUCACCCGAUGCGAGAAGGAUGAGGGAUAGAUUGGCAACAGAUCAAGUCAUGCAGCACCGACAUCUAACCUUCAGUCCAGCUGUCGGUUGUGUGCUUAGAUUGCUUGUUAUGGUUCUUAUUGGUAGAAGUUUCCAUUGCCAUUGUCCUGCAAGUAUACUAGACAAAUUCUUUCCUUUCUUUUGGUUUGAUUUUUUCAUCUUUAAGCCUAGAUAUGUCCUGUGUACAGUUGCUUGGCUCGGCUGCCAUUUGCAAAAGAAACAAAGUUGUCCAACUGUACAUUGUUUGGUCAGCUAGAGAGAACAUUUAAUUCGGCUGCCAUCUUUUUUAGUUCUGUCCUUUGUCCUUGUUUUUAUCAUUCUUUUCUAAGAUUUAUGCAAUAGCAACAUCGUCUGGCUCAUUGCCUU
This is a messenger RNA of Diospyros lotus (date-plum), 2724 nucleotides long. RefSeq names its product probable beta-1,4-xylosyltransferase IRX9H. Bases 975 to 2309 code for a protein of 444 amino acids. Gene Ontology annotation, cellular component: Golgi membrane. The record is from RefSeq and is a predicted model, not a curated record. Gene Ontology annotation, molecular function: galactosylgalactosylxylosylprotein 3-beta-glucuronosyltransferase activity; xylosyltransferase activity. NCBI's taxonomy places the organism in Eukaryota, Viridiplantae, Streptophyta, Magnoliopsida, Ericales, Ebenaceae. Gene Ontology annotation, biological process: glucuronoxylan biosynthetic process; plant-type secondary cell wall biogenesis. The transcript has 4 exons.